AUGGGCCGGCUCAACAAGCGCCAACAACGCGAACUUGCCGAGCUGGAAGAGCUCGAGCGCUCCCGACAGGCUUCGACGUCGACUCUUCCGACCCAGAAUGACAUAACUGAUGAGGAGGAAGAAGAAGUGGUAGCGCAACCCAAGGGAGGAUUCGCCGCCCUCGGACUUGGCGAUGAGCCGGACGACCAGGACGAGGAGGAGGAGGAGAGCACGAUUGCUGCGCCGACAAAGGCAAAGAGCUCGAACCGAAAGAAAAAGAAGAAGGCUGCGAAACCCGCCGACGAUUCGCCUUCUGCCCCUGUGUCCCUCGACUCUCCUGCCAGUCCGCCAAGUGUUGCUGCGACGCCUACAAAGUCGAAGAGCAAAAAGGCCAAAGCUGCGAAGGCAGAGACGCCCAAGGUCGAGGAUGACGGGAUGGACGAGAUUGACAGGGCGCUGGCGGAGCUGGCGACGAGGGGCGGAAAUGCCCAGGUUACGGCUGGUUCGACGGCGACAAGUCGUCUUGAUCCCAAAUGGGCCGCUGUCAAGGAGGUCUACGCUUUCGACCCGAAGUACCUCGACUCCGAUGCCGAAUUGCGGCGAAUGUUCGGCAAGAGUGUGAUCGGAAGCGCUCCUCAAGCCCCUCGCUCGAACCUGCACGCUCGCUUCGCCAACAAUCCGCACCACGCCACCUCCCUCCGCCGCACCUCGUCGUAUCUCGCAACGCCCGAGCCCGGUUGGCCAUCGCCUGCAGGUGUUCUCACACUCGAGCGGUACGAGGGCGUCGAGGCGCAGGAGGACGCGAGCGGCGGAGACUGGUUUACCUUUGUACACUCGCCAAGCUAUAAGCAGGCGCAGAUGAUGUUCCUCGAGGUUUUGCAGCAAGCGGACGGAAACAGGCUGUACGACGUCCUCGCCGCGCAGCCCUACCACGUCGACACCCACAUGCAGCUGUCCGAGAUGAUGGCGCAACAAGGUGACCAGGGCGCCUCGUCUACCCACCUCUCCCGAGCACUCUACGCCCUCUCCGCUCCACUCCCUCCCACCUUCCCUUCCGGCUCGUUCCGCCUCGCGUACAGCCAGAUCGAGAACCGCGCCCUCUACCUCGGCAUUGCUCGCAAAGUCGCACUCCUCGUCAAGCGCGGAACUUGGCGGACAGCCUUCGAAUGGGCGAAGAUCGGACUGAGCAUAAGCGGCGACGCAGAUCCAGUUGGGAUGCUCUGCUGGCUCGACCUCCUCGCGCCGAAGGCGGGUCAGCACGAGUGGUUCUUCAAGCUCAUUCCGGCGCUUGAGGCGGCGUAUCCGUCGAUGUGCAUAAGUGGCUAUCCUGGACUCGCUUACGCAAAGGCGCUGUGCUUGCGGAACCAGGAAGAGGAGAAGAAGGAGACCGGAGACAAGAGCACUGCCGCUCUCGUCAGCGCGAUCCUCCGCUUCCCGAUGGUUGCGACGCUCCUCUCGAACGCUCUCGCCUUCGACGUUCCGCCCGCUCUCGUCUCGCACCGAAGAGCACAGCCUGACGGCUCAUACACCAAAAACCCUUCCUAUGCCCUCUCCCUGCUCUCCGAACUUUACGCCAACCGCUCAGCACCACUCUGGAAAGACCCGGCGUCGACGGCGUGGCUGCGAAAAGCAGUCGUGACUGCCGCGACGAUGCUGGACGACCAGUCGAACGAAGAUGUCAAGAUUGGCGAAGAGCUUUUCUCAAAGGGUCCGUUCCCCGAAGGCUACGCGCCGGCUGGCAUCAUCCGCGCUGCCUUCAUCUCCGAAAUCCCCUCCGUCCGACCUUACCUCCCUCCCACUGCCCGAAGCGGCACCUUCUACUCCUUCGACCCUCUCCCUCCCACCGGUCCCAACGUCACGCACUACGACGACUCGUACUUCGCCAUGCUGUACGCCGCGCCAUCCUUUCGCCGACGAGGUCGUGGCGUCGUACCAGCGGGUCUAGCAGGCCGAGGAGGAGGCGGGGGCACGGACGUCGCCGCUGCGUUGCGAGACGGAUUGAUGCGCAUGCUGGGUAUGGGCGCGGAAGGACCGCAGGUCGAGCUGAAUGACGAGCUUCGGGCCGAGUUAUUGGAGGAACUGGCGAUGCUGAACGGCGGUGGAGGCGAGAUGCCUGGGGGCUUCGCUGGCGAGGACGAGGACGGAGAAGAGGCGAACAGGCAGCGCGAAAUGAACGAGGAUGAGAGCGCCGAGGCUGUUCGAGGUGUGUUCCGCCGGCUAGGGAACUACUUCGGUUUCGUCGGGCCUCGACCUGGGACGGAGGGAGAGACGGGUGCAGAGGACGGCGAGGCAGAGGAGGAAUGGGAGGAUGAGCGCGGGCAAUAG
Rhodotorula toruloides NP11 is the source of this 2304-nucleotide messenger RNA. RefSeq names its product transcription factor 25 (basic helix-loop-helix). The record is from RefSeq and is a predicted model, not a curated record. Gene Ontology annotation, biological process: ribosome-associated ubiquitin-dependent protein catabolic process; rescue of stalled cytosolic ribosome. The transcript is spliced from 8 exons. Bases 1 to 2304 code for a protein of 767 amino acids. NCBI's taxonomy places the organism in Eukaryota, Fungi, Basidiomycota, Microbotryomycetes, Sporidiobolales, Sporidiobolaceae. Gene Ontology annotation, cellular component: RQC complex.